AGUGAAUUUAUCCUAAAAUGUCAAGCAGUGCUUUGAAAAGAAUAAACAAGGAAUUAAUGGAUCUGGGAAGAGACCCUCCCUCAGGAUGCUCAGCGGGCCCAGUUAGUGACGAGGACAUGUUCACCUGGCAAGCAUGUAUUGUUGGGCCUGAUGACAGCCCAUACCAAAAUGGUGUUUUCUUCUUGAAUAUAGUUUUUCCUGAGAAGUACCCAUUCCAUGCACCAAAGGUAUACUUUACCACAAAGAUCUACCAUCCAAAUAUUGAUGCUCAGGGGAGUAUUUGCUUGGAUAUCUUGAAGGAUCAGUGGAGCCCAGCUCUGACUAUUAUUAAAUGCUUACUUUCGAUCAGUUCUUUACUUACAGAUCCAAACCCAGAUGACCCUUUGGUCAACGAUAUUGCAAAUGUAUACAAAGACGAUAGGGAUAAAUUCAAUGAGACUGCUAAGAAAUGGACGAGACUUUAUGCGUUUGGUCAAGAAGAUUAGCUCACCUGUCCCCUUGAGUGAUAUAUUUUUCAACAUUAAUUCA
Molecule: messenger RNA, 528 nt
Organism: Moneuplotes crassus
Lineage: Eukaryota; Ciliophora; Spirotrichea; Euplotida; Euplotidae
Source: the annotation of a GenBank genome assembly